AUGUCUCACAGUAAAACAGAGUCUUUAAAUUUCUAUACAUAUUUGUGUCAAAAUAUUGGAUCAGAGGCAAUAGUAAAAGCUAGACGAUUGAAAUGUAUAAGUAGUGACUUUGCAAGUUCCAACAAUCUUUUUCCUUGCAUUUACAGUGGAAGUCGAGGAGAGGGACUGGAUCUUGAAGGUAGUGAUAUUGAUGUAAUGCGAAUUUGUUCCUCCUAUGUAGUAUACGAAUCAGAUAAAUAUAUUGUCCAUAAUUGGUUGCCAGUGUUAGUAAUGGAUACUGAGGACUCACCACCGUGUUUUACACAACUAGAAUUAUAUAGCAAUGUUAAUAACUUACCAAACAUCUUCAAACAACAGCUACAACAACACAGAGGUAAACACCUUCUUUCUAGUGAGCUUUACAAAUCACAAUUGUUAGAACAAAUUUGUUUUUUUGGGCUAGGAGUGAAACUAAAUAUGCAUGGUCCAUGUUUGUCAGAUAUAAAUGAUAAUCUGGAUUUUGCAAUCUGCCUUAAAUGUGACAAGUGGGUAUUUCAAGCCCAACCAUGGAUCUCAAGACCACGUUUAAUAUGGCCAUCACCUGAACUUAUUUCCAAAAUAACGUCAUGCGGUACUUUAUUUGUUCCAAUAGGUAACAAGGGAUCUAUACAUGAGAAUCUUCAGUGGCGAAUAUCAUUUUCUGUUGCAGAGAAGAUACUGAUAUUUUCUUUCAGUCAUACCCAGUUACUAUGCUAUGCUUUGUUAAAGAUAUUAUUGAAAGAAAUAGUGAACAGAGAGGAAGAAUUAAAAGGUUUGUUGUGUUCAUACUUUCUGAAAACUCUUAUGUUUUGGAUAUCAGAAGAAAAUGUAACAUCAGUCUGGAGACCCGACAAUAUCAUUCCCUGUUUUAUGGCCUGUUUAAAAAGGUUACUAUACUGUAUAGAAUAUUCAACGUUGUUACAUUAUUUCAUUCCUGAUAACAACUUGUUAUAUCUAAGAUUUAACAAUAAACAAAGGAACACAUUAAUAAACAUCCUUAAGCAAUCAUACAAAAAAGGAAUUCGGGUUUUCUCCUCAUCUCAGACUUUACAUGAUUACAGAAGAUUUCCAUGUGAAACUGCAAGAUCAAUGUGUGAAAAAACUCUGUAUACAGUUAUAGUAAGCAUGAGAGAGUACUUCUAUUCACCUUUUAUUACAAACAGUUUAUUCUUAUUGUUCACUUUGCUAAAUCAUUGCAAAAGUGAAUUAUCCAGAUAUAUCUUUAAACAGUCAUUAACAAGGUCAUAUCAACAAAUGCCUUGUCCACUACCACAUGUAAAUAACCCAAACAAUAAACAGCAAUACAAAUUCUACAAACUUGACCUCAGUCAGUUGUUGGUUGGAGUACAGUCAGAUGCAGCGUCAGGAUGGCUGAUUUUGGCUUCUUUCUUCUAUAGUCACAAAAAUUAUUUAACAUCAAUAGAUAUUAUUAAAUACACUUUGUCCAAAUGUGCAGAUGAAUCAUCUUUGUCGAUGAUUACACUGAAACAGAAAAACACACUGAAGUUGAUGUCACUAUUACCAUUUCCAUCUGUAGUAUUUAACAAGUUCAAACUUAAUUCAGUCAUUCCAACGGAACUAAAGUCUCCUCAUAUGUUUGAUUUAUUGAUGUGUAUAAGUUCCAUACCAUUUGCACAUUUCCUCCGUUUUCUGUGUUGUUACCAUUUACACGACUUAAGAACAAUUCGAUAUUGUAUAAGCAAGUUAUCAGAAACAGUAAUUGAAUACAGUCACUCAAGAGAACAAGACUCGUUAGUAAUUAUAUAUAAUUUUCUUUUACUGGGAAUAGCUUUUCAGAUGUUAGGAGAAACAGAAUUAGCUAGAACAUAUUUUCGUAUUGCUGCACAGUAUGAUCUGAAUGGUGUAUCAUCUGCUUCAUUUAGACUGCGUCAAUUCUGCUGA
This is a messenger RNA of Mytilus trossulus (common blue mussel), 1920 nucleotides long. RefSeq lists its product as uncharacterized. The transcript has a single exon. The coding region runs from base 1 to 1920 and encodes 639 amino acids. The record is from RefSeq and is a predicted model, not a curated record. NCBI's taxonomy places the organism in Eukaryota, Metazoa, Mollusca, Bivalvia, Mytilida, Mytilidae.